AUUCUUUCUCUUUCAGAAUCUUGUUCUGGAAAUAAGCACGUGACAGGUUGCUAGGUGCAUUUCUAUGACAACGUAUCUUCCCUGUUUCUGAAAAAAAUUGUGUAUACAGUAGAAUUCGUCAUCGAGAACUGAGUUCCUUUAUUUAAAUAAUCAACCUUUGGAUAACUUAUCAACAUGAGCAGAUUGGGAUACAACGAUUACAACAUCAUGCGCUCACGAAGUGCCACACCUCUUACCCCGGAAAUGUCCAAGAUCCUUCCUUACGUAACCGAUAAAACCAUUUCCCGCCAUCUAGGGUAUGCUGGAAGGUCUCUGGACAUGGGACAUGCCAAAGCUUACUACAACCCUGCCAGAAAUGCCGUUUACUCUCGCUACUCCACCAACGACUGGGGUAUGUCCAACAGCAUGAACUACUCUCUGUCUGACAAGGAGAGGUCGUUCGCCGAGAGGCUGAGGGCUGAUGCCUGGAGAGCGGUCAAGGAGACAGAUGCCAGGACCCGUAACAGGCAGAACGACAUCACCAAGAAACUAGGGGAACGAGUAUAUGACAUUGCAUUCUGGAAAAGUGAACUUAACAACGAGGUUAAUGCCAUGGCUACAGAAAUUGAAAACUUGAAGGAGUACCGCCGUACUUUGGAGAAAGCCCUUGGGGACACUGCCAACCCUCUCCACAUUGCCGAGGAAUGUCUGAUGCAUCGUGAAAAACGUCAGGGAAUCGACCUUGUUCAUGAUGACGUAGAACGCACACUCAUCAAGGAAGUCGAUAUCAUUAAGAAGUGUCAGGCCAAGAUGAAGAAGGUGUUGGACAAGGCAUACGUUCAGCUGAAGAUGAAUCGCGCCGCCCAACACGCUAUGGAGAUUGAUGCCAAGGACAAGCAUCAUGCCCAGAAUCUGGACGAUAGGAUGCAGCAGCUCAGAAACUCCUCUGCAGGAAUUGGUUACUUCCCAGGAAUCGAGAACAUUGACAACACAAUUACAAUCCCGGAUUCCUGGGUGAGAUAUACUCAGGAGAAUAUCGCCAGGUCCCAGAAAGAACGUGCUGCCUCCGAGCGCCUGAGAGGUGAAAUCGACAGCACUCUGCGAGCAUGCGCCAACGAGAUGUGGAACAACUUCAACUCUGUCAACAAUGCUUACAACACCAGAAUCAGAGAGACAACCGAUGCCAGGAACAAACUACAGGCUCAUUUGCAGAGAACUAUGCAGGAGAUCUUCGAUAUGGAGAAGAAUAUCGAGUUGCUGCGUAAGGCGAUCCAGGACAAGGAAAUGCCAAUGAAGGUGGCCCAGACUCGUCUUGAUGAGAGAACUAGACGUAUCAACGUUGAGCUCUGCAAUGAUCCAGUCAUGAAAUCACUCCAGAGAGAGGUAACCGAGAUUAGAGAAUCAGUAAGGAUCCUCAAGGAGAGGCUAAAGGCCUCUGAGCUCAGUUUAGCUCGCCUGAUGAAGACAAAGGCUACAUUGGAGCAUGACAUCGGAGUCAAGGAUAACACAAUUAAGAUUGACCAGUCUUAUUGUAUGGGAAUGCGCAAGGGUUUUCCUAUGGACCCUAAAAUCGGUCCAGUUUUUCAAAUGCCAACAUGCUAGGUAAUAUUU
Molecule: messenger RNA, 1590 nt
Organism: Saccostrea echinata
Lineage: Eukaryota; Metazoa; Mollusca; Bivalvia; Ostreida; Ostreidae
Product: tektin-3-like
Exons: 9
Coding region: 175-1581 (468 amino acids)
Biological process (GO): cilium movement involved in cell motility; cilium assembly
Cellular component (GO): microtubule cytoskeleton; nucleus
Source: RefSeq, a predicted model, not a curated record